Messenger RNA from Thermochaetoides thermophila DSM 1495, 1455 nucleotides. RefSeq names its product tRNA-dihydrouridine synthase-like protein. Gene Ontology annotation, biological process: tRNA dihydrouridine synthesis. Lineage: Eukaryota; Fungi; Ascomycota; Sordariomycetes; Sordariales; Chaetomiaceae. Gene Ontology annotation, cellular component: cytoplasm. Gene Ontology annotation, molecular function: tRNA dihydrouridine synthase activity; flavin adenine dinucleotide binding. The transcript is spliced from 2 exons. The record is from RefSeq and is a predicted model, not a curated record. The coding region runs from base 1 to 1455 and encodes 484 amino acids.
AUGACGACGGGCACUCACGAUUCAGCCCCGGCGGCGACCGCGGCGAUUGUUGUUGCAACAGGCACUGCAGCGGCUACUGCCGCUAUUCCGACAACUAAUACUGCGACGGCGACAACGUCAACUUCUUCGAAUGGGACUUCUGAUGGGCCAACACCUGCUGAUGUCCCUUCUCCCGUGGCUCUCCCUCGGGUCCCUAUCCCUCCUCGUGGUGUCGACUACCGCGGCAAGGUAGUGCUUGCGCCCAUGGUUCGCAGCGGCGAGUUGCCUAUGCGCUUGAUGGCUCUACAUUACGGCGCUGACCUUGUAUGGGGCCCCGAAACUGUCGACCGCUCCCUUAUUGGCGCUAAGCGCCGCAUUAACCCGCGCACAAAUAUGAUCGAGUAUACUCGACUCCCCUCGCACACUCACUCCCCGGCGGCUCAGUAUGAGGGCAACCAAGAGUCCGUAAUCUACCGCCUGGACCCUGUGCGCGAGGCUGGUAAGCUUGUCUUCCAGCUGGGCACGGCAGACCCAAAUCUCGCUGUGGAAGCUGCACGCUUUGUGGCCCCUGACGUCGCUGGCAUUGAUGUCAACGCCGGUUGUCCCAAGCCGUUCAGCUUAUCCGGCGGCAUGGGUGCUGCGCUGCUUCGCGACCCCGACAGGCUGGUGGCCAUUCUGGAAGCCCUUACGCGCGAGAUUCCCCCGCAAUUUGGCAUUGGCGUCUCAGUCAAGAUCCGGCUCCUAGAAACAGCCGAGAAGACGGAAGCCUUGGUGCGCCGUCUUGUGCGCACUGGUAUCACGGGUCUGACCGUACACUGCCGGACAACGCCAAUGCGCCCGCGCGAGCCCGCUAUCCGUGGCCAACUGCGCAUGAUUGCCGACGUGUGUCGCGAAGCGGGUGUCGCAUGCGUCGUGAACGGCGACGUGGCCUCUCGUGACCACGGCAUGAAGCUGUGCACCGAGUUCGGCACAGACGGUGCCAUGAUUGCCACGGCGGCCGAGAAGAAUCCGUCAUGCUUCCGCCCGGCCGAUCCAGAGUCUGGCACGACGCCUCUUGCUCCCUGGCAGGAGCUGGCGGAUAAGUACAUACGGUUCGCGCUGGAGGUGGAGAAUAAGAUCGCCAACACCAAGUUUUCGCUGACGCAGCUCAUCCCGGGCAAAGCGAAGGAGUACAAGAUGGUGCAGGCAUGCAAGUCGUACACGGAGAUUGUCAAAGUUCUGGGGCUGGAGGGGGAGCUGGGAGAAGUGGCACGCGAGCAGGACCGGCUUCAGGCACUGGGUGAGUUUGAGAUCCUGAAGGCGAAGAAAAAGAACCAGCAACAGCAACAGCAGCAAGAAUCGAAGAAGAGGAAGAGAGAAGACGAGGAGGCCGAGGAAGGGAGAAGAAAGGAUGAGAGAGCGGUUGAAGCCAAUGGUGCCCCUACCGAGCCUACAGCGCCGACCCCUGAGUCAGCUGUCGCUUCGAUUUCCGUUUGA